Molecule: messenger RNA, 2492 nt
Organism: Alosa sapidissima (American shad)
Lineage: Eukaryota; Metazoa; Chordata; Actinopteri; Clupeiformes; Clupeidae
Gene: kcnk12
Product: potassium channel, subfamily K, member 12
Exons: 2
Coding region: 1080-2294 (404 amino acids)
Biological process (GO): potassium ion transmembrane transport; stabilization of membrane potential
Cellular component (GO): membrane
Molecular function (GO): potassium ion leak channel activity
Source: RefSeq, a predicted model, not a curated record
UGGAGCGGUAGGAGGAAAGGCGAUCUUUCGUACCCUACACCGUGUGAGAUUACUCGCUUUCUCCAACGAAUUCACUUCACUUCAUGGAAGCAAGGGGCGCGAUUGUGUUGCUUUGCAAUCAGACACAAGUAUCCGAACACAUGCGUGCUGAAUUGAAUUUUUAAGAAAGUCUCGCUCUUUUUGGUGUUUUUCACCGCUUGCCUUGUUGACUGGUAUGGGAGAGGCAAGCCUGGCUCUGGACUCCGGAUGACGAUGAGUUUUGUUACGGGAUGUAAUAUUUAAUGCAACAGACGAAUUCGUCUACAUUUGGAUACCAGGCUGCGCAUUAUAUCCGCAUCAUAGAUCCCGCCAGAGAUACACAGUGAGUUUGUGGGAAAAGAGAAGAAUUAACAAAUGUGAAUAAUAAAUAUGACGUACCCGGAUCAGUGAAGCGCAACUAUUUUUUCUUUCCCCCUCAACAAACCUUUUAAUCGAACGGGUUGAAUACAAGGCUUGCGACCAAAAGUGACAUGAUUUCUGAGGAGACUAUUUGGUGCAGCGAAGCAAAGGAUGAGCUGGCGGUCAAUUCAUCGGUGGCAUGCUAGAUGGUAAAGACAUCAACUCAGCUGACUUCAAUAACAUUGCGAGGAUCCUUUGUUUUUAUUCAUAGUGGAUUUAAUAGACAACAACACUUUGAAAUUCCUCUUGGAUAUGUAACCAUCACGAACAAUUUUGCAUUGUACGGUGAUCAUCUGGAACCGAGGGAUAACUAAGGAUGUGAUAGGACUCUUUCCGGCAUGCGAGAAAAGUAUUGAUUUAAAAAAAAUAAACCUACAAGUGGUGUGAGCUUUCCCCCAUAGCGGUAUGACUUAGGCUUACUAAAUUAUAAUGUAGACUAAGCAAUCUAAGACUAAGUAGUAAUACUAAUAGUAGUACAACUAAUAGUAAGUGUACUGUACUAUUAUUGUACUGUCUAUAGCCAUAACACUUUGGGGAGGAACAAGGUAAGCUACUUAAGUGCGAUCCAAGCGAAUGUCGUUCCCUCCGUCUGUGCUGAGCUGGUCGCUGUCCCCUGCGCUGGUGGUGCUGAAAUUUGGAUAAUGCCUGGACUGCGACUGCAAGGCUGCCGCUCCCUUCACCUAAACGAAGACAACGGCCGCUUCUUGCUUCUUGCCAUCCUAAUUAUACUCUACUUGCUUUGCGGUGCUGCGGUGUUUUCCGCAGUCGAGAGGCCCUCGGAGCUCCAAGCCCACGGGCGCUGGAACAAGGCACUUUUCAACUUCAGCGAGACAUUCAACAUCAGCCUGCAGGAUCUGAACGCUCUCCUCCGGGACUACGAGGCUGCUAUCGCCGCCGGCAUUCGAGUUGAUUCUUUAAGACCAAGAUGGGAUUUUACAGGAGCUUUUUACUUUGUUGGGACAGUGGUGUCAACUAUAGGCUUCGGGAUGACCACGCCAGUGACGGUGGCCGGCAAGGUGUUCCUCAUCUUCUAUGGCCUGCUGGGCUGUGCUGCCACCAUUCUCUUCUUUAACCUCUUCCUGGAGCGCAUCAUCACACUCCUGGCCGUGGUCAUGAAGGCUAUCCGGCUUCGGCGGAUGCGCAACAGCGGCCUCCUGCCGCCGGGCAUCUCAACAGACUUCGCGGUGAGCGCGCUCCCCGGCUGGAAGCCGUCCGUCUACUACGUGAUGCUGAUCCUGGGCCUGUCGGCCAUCGUCAUCUCCUGCUGCGCCUCCGCCAUGUACACGCCCGUGGAGGGCUGGGCCUACCUGGACUCGCUCUACUUCUGCUUCGUCACCUUCAGCACCAUCGGCUUCGGCGACUUGGUGAGUAGCCAGAACGCGGAGUACGACCACCAGGCACUCUACCGCCUGGCCAACUUCCUCUUCAUCCUGCUGGGCGUCUGCUGCAUCUACUCGCUCUUCAACGUCAUCUCCAUCGUCAUCAAGCAGGUGCUCAACUGGAUCCUGGGCAAGGUGUGCUGCCAGCGCUGCAACAAGCCCAACGCCUUCCUGGGCCGCCGGAACGCCAUACGGCCCGGCUCGCGUAUCCGCUGCAGCCACAUCAGCCGCGCCAACGACUCGGACGGGCCCGGCGACAGCGACACGGAGGGCCGGCGGCUCUCGGGGGAGAUGAUCUCCAUGCGGGACUUGGCUGCCUCCAACAAGGUGUCGCUGGCCCUCAUGCAGAAGCAGCUGUCCGAGACGGCCAACGGCUACCCCCGGACAGUGGGCGGCGGCUCGCGGCAGAACGGCUUCUCGGGUGGGGUGGGAGCCCUUGGCAUCAUGAACAACAGACUGGCUGAGACCAGUAACUAGUGACCGAGAGGAACUCCCUAAAAACCUACAGGCAUGGAACAAUUCCUUAUUUAUUUGUUUAUUUAUUCAUUUAUUUAUUCCUAACUCUAACAACGAGAACAGUUUCAAUUGUAUCUCAACACCGUAGACACCUCUCCUAAAGGAUAGAGCCAAGCUUUGUAAUGAACUUUUUUAAUUUCUUAAAGAAAAAAAAAGAAA